AUGGAAGCUUGGCGUCUCGCCGACGACAUGAACGAUGCCAUCGACGACUUCAUCCUCAGUAUGAAGCGCAGCAACGACGGCAAGCGCUUCAUCCAGGCCAAGAUCCAGCCCAGUCCUUUCGAGGAUCUGAAGAAAAGAGCCGUUGAUGUGUCGGAGCGGUGCCGCAACAAGUGGAAGAUGGAGACUGCCCACACCACCGUCUCGAACUUAUCUUCAAGAACAAAAUCCACUGUCGACUCAUGUCCUGCCAAGCGGCAUCGAGUCGUUGAUCCCUAUGUCCACAAGGACAUCUCAGAGCUCGUGUGGAUGGUCAGACCGAGAGAUAAGCUCAUUAAACACCUAGUAGGAGAAGAGAAGAGCACACCGAAGAUCAAAAUGGCAUCCAUCAUUGGAGCUGCCGGGGUGGGUAAAACAACACUUGCCCGCCUUGUGCAUGAAGCGAUUGAAGAUAAGUUCCAAGCACAGGCUUUUGUGUCGAUCACUUCAUGUCAUAAUAUGACGGAGGUUCUGGCCAGCAUUCUCCAAUAA
Molecule: messenger RNA, 528 nt
Organism: Miscanthus lutarioriparius
Lineage: Eukaryota; Viridiplantae; Streptophyta; Magnoliopsida; Poales; Poaceae
Source: the annotation of a GenBank genome assembly